Messenger RNA from Ilex paraguariensis (yerba mate), 3032 nucleotides. The record is from the annotation of a GenBank genome assembly. Lineage: Eukaryota; Viridiplantae; Streptophyta; Magnoliopsida; Aquifoliales; Aquifoliaceae.
CCAGUUCUUUAUCUCAGGAGAUAGAGAGAGAGAGAGAGAGAGUAAUGGAGACUUCCUGUGUGUUUGGCAACGGGUUUCAGCAUAUCCUCACCCGCCCUUCACCCAUAACCUCCUCGGUUUCCAAUCCCAGACCUAACAAGAAGUCUCAAUCCACCGGUGCGAUUACUCCUUCUACCACAUCUACUAUUCUCCGUGAGCCUUUCAGUAGACCCACAAAUGCCUCGACCACACGCUCAAGACAUCAUCUGUCAGUUUCCUAUAAAGCAAGACAAUCUGCUAUUCUUGAUAUUCAAGAGUCCUCUGAUUUGGACUCUGCUCUUGCAAGGUCAGGAAGGAUGCUGAGAGUGCAAGAUUUGAAUGUUAUUUUGCGCCAUUUUGGGAAGCUUAACAGGUGGCAGGAGCUUUCUCAGGUUUUUGAUUGGAUGCAGCAGAAUGGAAAGACUAGUAUUGCUUCUUACAGCAGUUAUAUAAAGUUUCUGGGGAAUAGCCUUAAUUCAGUUAAGGCUCUGGCACUCUACAAUAGCAUAAAAGACAAGUCAACCAGGAAUAAUGUCUCUGUUUGCAAUUCUGUUCUUAGUUGUCUGGUGAGGAAUGGAAAGUUUGAAAACAGCAUCAAACUUUUUCAGCAGAUGAAACAUGAUGGUCUAAUACCAGAUAUUGUUACAUACAGUACGCUACUUGCAGGCUGCACCAAAGCUAGGGGUGGCUAUGCUAAGGCAUUAGAAUUGGUUCAGGAGCUCAAGUGUAAUGGGCUGCGCAUGGACAGUGUAAUCUAUGGGAUUCUUCUAUCUGUCUGUGCAUCAAAUAAUCAAUGCAAAGAAGCAGAGAGCUACUUUAACCAGAUGAAGGAUGAAGGUCAUCCUCCAAAUGUUUUCCAUUACAGCUCUUUGCUCAAUGCGUAUUCAAUGGAUGGAAAUUAUGAGAAGGCUGAUGAGUUAGUUGAAGAGAUAAAAUCUGCAGGGUUAGUACCAAAUAAGGUUAUUUUGACGACUUUGCUGAAGGUAUAUGUUAGGGGAGGUUUGUUUGAAAAAUCAAGAGGACUGUUCAAGGACCUAGAAGCUCUGGGCUAUGCUGAAGACGAGAUGCCAUAUUGUUUACUGAUGGAUGGCCUUGCAAAGGCAGGACAUAUAUAUGAAGCCAAAUCAAUAUUCGAUGAAAUGAAGAAAAAAGCUGUGAAAACUGAUGGCUACUCUUACAGUAUUAUGAUUUCAGCAUUCUGCCGAAGUGGGCUUCUCGAAGAAGCAAAGCAAUUGGCUUGUGAUUUUGAAGCCGAAUAUGACAGAUAUGACGUGGUUAUUUUGAAUACAAUGCUAUGUGCAUACUGCAGAGCAGGAGAAAUGGAGAACGUAAUGAAAAUGAUGAAGAAAAUGGAUGAAUUAGCAAUUAGUCCUGAUUGGAAUACUUUCAAUAUUUUGAUUAAAUAUUUCUGCAAGGAGAGGUUGUACAUGCUUGCUUAUCGCACUAUGGAGGACAUGCACAGGAAAGGCCACCAACCAGAGGAGGAACUUUGUUCCUCCUUAAUUUUUCAUCUCGGUAAAAGUGGUGCCCAUUCAGAAGCAUUUUCUGUAUACAAGAUGUUGAGAUAUAGCAAGAGGACAAUGUGCCAGGCCCUUCAUGAGAAGAUUCUGCACAUUUUAAUUGCUGGACGACUUCUCAAAGAUGCAUAUGUGGUUGUCAAGGACAAUGCAAGGUUUAUAUCUUGGCCUGCUAUGAAGAAGUUUGCAACUUCAUUUAUGAAAUUGGGCAAUGUAAAUUUGAUAAAUGAUGUAAUAAAAGCUAUCCACAGUUCUGCCUACAAGAUAGAUCAGGUAAUAAAUUGAUUUUUAUUUAUAUAGAGAAGUUGCAUAUGAGCAUCAUUUUUUAAGCAUGGGGUUCUUUUACAUCGUGAUGAGAAUAUGACACAUGAGAGUAUGGGUGCUGUUAGGAGUCCGCAACUGCUGUAAAACAUCACGAAUAACCCAUUUGAUUUGAACAUUUCUGCAUUUCGUUUUUGAAGUAAAAUGCAUGAUGUGGCAAGAAGAAAGCAUUUGAAGUAAUUAAAAAUUGACCAUUAUGAACCUUGGGGCAUCUCCUGUUUGGGUUCUAUAGACAAAUAUAAUGCAAUUUUGUAUCUGACAACAGGGAAAAAAUGAAUAUGCAGGUAGCCUGAUUGGCUUUGGCACUAAAUACUUCCCCUUUCUCCCCUUCAACCACCUCAGAUCCACUUGUACGCCAAAACUGGAAAUUGGCGUUCUAGUUGUACUUAAUGCAAUCCAGUUCUCUCUCUUUUUUUUUUAAUGUUUUGGGGUGGGGGAGGACAACGAUUACCUCUUCUAUAUUGCAUCUUUGUCUUGCGUAACAUAGAAUCAUCUUCUUUUGUUGCAUUUUAUGGUCUAGGAAGUAUUUCAUAUGGCCAUAUCUCGUUAUGUUGCACAUCCCGAAAAGAAAGAACUGCUUCUCCAGUUGCUGCAAUGGAUGCCAGGUCAAGGCUAUGUUGUUGAUUCGUCAACAAGAAACCUAAUUCUCCAGAACUCAGACAUAUUUGGGCGACAACUCAUUACCGAGAUAUUGUCCAAGCAGCAUAUGGUGUCAAAAGCAUUAAAAUCUCGUGAGAUGGAGAAAUAAGUUUGAAGACCAAGGCAUUCUGAGGGAAGUUUAUUCUGUAGCUUACCUCUUUGGAUGGCCAAAGAAGAAUCUGAUGCUGGGCCAGCCCUGAAGGCUAUGCUGCUGACGUGUAGCGUGUUCAUGUUGUCGAAGGAUAGUUUCUGUGGUGUAUCACCCAUUUUUAAUCUGACAGAUGGCGGUUGGAUGAGAUUGAGCAAUUGAUGAUAUUCCUCGCAAAAUGAAUCAACAGAUCAGGUAACUUCACUGGUCUGAAUAGAAGGUAACUUCACUAAUCACAUUGGCGGAGCCGCCCUCCUUUGUCCACUGUUGUUCCUGUUAGAGUAUUCAUAAUAAGGGUAAUUUAGGUAUUUUUUUUAAUGUUGUGUUGUCCUAUUAUAUAAGGAUUACUUUGUGUAUUUUUAGGUUAAGAUUGUGUAUUUUUAGGUUAA